Messenger RNA from Seminavis robusta, 675 nucleotides. The record is from the annotation of a GenBank genome assembly. Lineage: Eukaryota; Bacillariophyta; Bacillariophyceae; Naviculales; Naviculaceae.
GGCUAUGGACCAGCUGAAAACGGAAAAGUGCCACACCGUUUGCACCAAUCCCAUAAUUUUAACAAUCGUUUUGAUGUUCUUUUGCUCUCAUAAAAUUUGCUUCACAAUAAUCGAUCGAUCGUUCAAUCAUCAAACAUGGCAAGUCGUCCCGAUUCCAAGCGCAAGAGAGAGGGUGGUGAUGUGGACCCCGAAUCCGUUGCGGAAGAGGCCUCCGAGCUACGCCAUGAUCAGCUGUUGGAGCUAGCGCAGAUGGGCAUCCGUCACUGUCCAAGAGUAUGUAAGCACGCAGCAAAGCUUCUAAAGAAACAAAGCAAUCGACGCUUGCAUUGUGUCCGAUGCCACGAAGACUACGACCCCAAUUAUGCCGGAAACAAAGACUGCAAGUUUGAUGUACAUGAUGAAUCAGAAGGAAUGAUAAACAUUGGUCGUGGGCCUGAUGGGGGCUUCGAUCGGUUCCAGUGGCCUGGCUGCGAAAAUAUUGAAGACGAGGAUGAGGAUCCCUGCUUUGAAGGUAGCCACAUUUCUGAUUGGAGCCAGGGUGGAGACUAUUGGAUGGAUGAGCACAUGGAAAAAGGCACCCCCUUGCCAGGCGAGAACGACGACGAUGAUGAUGAGAAUAAGCAUCAAUUGGAUUUGCCCCAAUCUGGGAAAGCGGCACUAUACAAAGGAAUGUAA